UGGAGACUAGUGUUCUUUUUGCCUCUUCUCUUUGGUCUUGUUUGUAACGUUAAAAUUCCCUACCAAUGUCUUCCUUCCGAUCUUGAUCGCUCCCCAUUUCGAUCAGAAAAACCCUAAUUUAUUUGAUUAAACCCUAAUCUGCUUCUCGGGGACUGUCAGAUCUGGUUUUCUUGACGUCCUUGUGCUUUGGAUUUGCUGAUCCGACCCUUCUCUGAUUUCAGAUUUGGUACUGUACGGAAGAUCCCAGAUUGUUGAGGACGGUUUAGGGUUUGAUUUCGAUUUUGUUAUCAAGCCAUGGCUACUCAUUUUCCUCCAGGGGCUCCCAGACCCAACACUCAGCAAGUGCCCCCACCAUCGAAUUACUUCCCAGGCUCACAGGGGAACCCGAAUCCGAACGAGUUAACGGAUAAUAUGCAGAAUUUGAGCAUUAAUCGGCCUCCUCCUCCGAUGCCCGGUUCAGGUUCUAGGACACCUCCUCCUUUUGCCCCGUCCUCGCAGGCUUUUCCUCUACAAGGCCCUUCCUUUGGCGGGCCUUCUACAAUGUCUCGGCCUGGACCACCUCCAGCUGCGUUGGCUAGACCAGGCGGUCCCCCUUCCGUGUCCCAACCGACAGGGUUUCCCUCAAAUUCUCCGUUAGGCAGAGCCAUCAUACCCCCUGUUGGCCAGCAGCCACUUGGUGUCAGACCGGCUGGACUUGGUGCUCUCCCUGCUGCUCCUUCGGGCGGUUUCCCAGUUUCUGGUCCAGUGGGUGGAAAAGCUGGAGCUCCUUUUCCUGGAGCACGCCCGAGUGCAUUUGGUUCCCCUCUGCCUUUGGGAUCUGGUAUGCCUGUGCCUCCUCCCUCAGGCAUGCUCGGCGGUCCAGUCAGUAGUGGGCCUCCAAUGGUGGGCUCAGGGCCAUUUCCUAGGGGACCUCAGUACCCUCCUGCUGUGGUUACUCCACAGUCACCCUAUUCACAGCCUCCUGCAGCAUCUUUCUCCCAGGCUCGCCCUCUUUCAGGGAGUUCACCGCUAACUGCACCUCCUGGUAUGGCUCCACCAGCAACUUUUCCUGGGGCACCUCAUAACAGGCCAGCGGUAUCUGGCUUGCCCUAUGGAGCACCACUCCAGCAGGUCGCUCCUGCUGCUGGUGUUUCUGGUCCAAUGCAACCACCAAUAAGGUAUGGUAUGGGUCCAUUACCGAAUCAAUCAAUGACCACUAUAUCCCCGGCAAUGGGUCAACCUGGGACCUCUCUCCCAGGUCCUUCGAAGAUCGAUCCUAAUCAGAUUCCAAGGCCCGGUCCAAGCAGCCGUCCGAUCAUCUAUGAAACUCGCCAGGGAAAUCAGGCUAAUUCUCCCCCGCCUGCUACCAGUGAUUACAUUGCUAGGGACACGGGAAACUGCAGCCCACGUUACAUGAGAUGUACAAUCAAUCAGAUCCCUUGUACAGUUGAUCUUCUAUCUACUUCUGGAAUGCAACUGGCAUUGACUGUCCAACCGCUGGCACUUCCUCAUCCUUCAGAAGAGCCUAUCCAAGUUGUGGACUUCGGUGAAAGUGGUCCUGUCCGAUGUUCUCGUUGUAAGGGCUACAUAAACCCUUUCAUGAAGUUUAUUGAUCAAGGGAGGAAGUUCAUCUGUAACUUGUGUGGAUAUACUGAUGAGACUCCCCGUGACUACCACUGUAAUCUGGGUCCCGAUGGUAGACGUAGGGAUGCUGAUGAAAGGCCUGAGCUGUGUAGAGGAAGUGUUGAGUUUGUCGCUACAAAAGAAUACAUGGUACGGGAUCCUAUGCCAGCUGCGUAUUUCUUCCUCAUCGAUGUCUCUAUGAAUGCGGUUCAAACAGGUGCAACUGCUGCUGCUUGCAAUGCUAUCCAGCAAGUCAUUUCAGAUCUCCCUGAAGGUCCUAGGACAUUUGUUGGAAUUGCAACAUUUGACUCAACAAUCCACUUCUUCAAUUUGAAACGUGCACUGCAACAGCCGUUGAUGCUCAUUGUUCCUGAUGUUGAAGAUGUUUAUACCCCCCUAGAAACUGAUGUUGUUGUUCCGCUUUCUGAGUGUCGUCAACAUCUAGAGCUUUUACUAGAAAGCAUCCCAUCCAUGUUUCAGGAGAGUAAGACUCCUGACUCAGCUUUUGGUGCAGCAGUUAAGGCUGCUUUCUUGGCGAUGAAGAGCACUGGAGGAAAACUUAUGGUGUUUCAGUCAGUUUUGCCUUCGGUUGGCGUGGGAGCGCUUUCUUCUAGAGAGGCUGAAGGGAGAGCUAAUGUCUCAGCAGGUGAAAAGGAAGCCCAUAAAUUACUACAACCAGCAGACAAAACUCUAAGGACCAUGGCUGUUGAAUUUGCAGAAUACCAGGUCUGUGUAGAUUUAUUUAUUACCACUCAGACCUAUGUUGACAUCGCAUCAAUUUCAGUCAUCCCGAGGACGACUGGAGGGCAGGUUUAUCACUAUUACCCUUUUUCAGCUCUCUCUGAUCCUCCUAAGCUUUACAACGAUCUUAGAUGGAAUAUCACUAGGCCCCAGGGUUUUGAGGCUGUAAUGCGUGUCAGAUGCAGCCAGGGCAUUCAAGUGCAAGAGUACUCGGGGAACUUCUGUAAACGCAUUCCCACUGACAUCGAUCUACCUGCGAUUGACUGUGACAAAGCUAUAAUGGUGACACUUAAGCAUGAUGAUAAACUACAAGAUGGUGCUGAAUGUGCUUUCCAGUGUGCCCUCCUUUACACUACCGUCUAUGGAGAAAGAAGAAUCAGAAUCACUACCUUAUCCCUCCCUUGUACUAACAAUCUCAGCAACUUAUUCCGCUCAGCUGACCUGGAUUCUCAAUUUGUCUGUAUGUUAAAGCAAGCGUCUGGUGAAAUCCCUUCUAAGGCACUUUCGUUAGUAAAGGAAGAGGCAAUUAAUGUUUGUGCCAACACACUCUAUUCCUACCGUAAAUUCUGUGCUACAGUUACCUCGUCUGGACAACUUAUUCUUCCUGAGGCACUCAAGCUUUUGCCAUUAUAUGUUCUAGCAUUAACAAAAAGUGUGGGGUUACGGACGGAUGGCAGAAUUGAUGAUCGUUCAUUCUGGAUUAACUACGUUUCUCCCCUGUCUACUCCUCUGGCAAUUCCACUGGUUUACCCCAGGAUGAUUUCCGUUCAUGACCUUGAUGCAAAGGAUAAUGAAGGAUCUGUCCUUCCUCCUCCAAUUCCAUUGUCAAGUGAACACAUUAGCAACGAAGGAGUCUAUUUUCUUGAGAAUGGUGAUGAUGGUUUACUAUAUGUUGGAGACUCGGUAAGCUCAGAUAUACUGCAGAAGCUCUUUGGUGUUCCGUCAGUCGCUGAAAUUCAUAGUCAGUAUGUGUUGCAGCUGUAUGACAAUCCACUAUCAAGGAAGUUCAAUGAUGUGGUGAAUGAAAUAAGGAGGCAAAGAUGUUCUUAUUUGCGUCUGAAAUUGUGCAAGAAGGGAGAUCCAUCAGGAAUGUUGUUCUUGUCAUACAUGGUUGAAGACAGGACAGCGAGUGGCCCCUCUUACGUGGAAUUCCUCGUUCAAGUCCACCGCCAAAUUCAGCUCAAAAUGAACUGAAACAGCUGAAACUCCUUCCCCUCCCUUUUGCGGAGUCACAAGAGGUCAUCUUUAAAACCUAUAUAAGUAUAUCUAUACACACACAUAGAGAGAGAGAGAAAGAGAGCAUAACAGAAAGCCGUAGAGUUGUUCUUCCUUGUACAUACAUCGUCUCGACGGGAAUCUUGAAAUGGGUAAGCGUUUUCAUAGAUGAUUAUGAUGGAAUGAUGAUGAUGAUCAUCAUCAUUUGUGCUCAAUGGUUACAAAACCCUUUGGGGGGUUCAUGCUUGUGGGUGGUUGGAAGAGAGAGCAGAGACACUUAAAAUGCCACUGAGAUUUUUUUUGGGGUUGGUUGGUUCCUGUGGCUUAGUGUUAUUUAUACAGAAGUUUUUGUAGUGAUCAUCAUCGGGUGUGUGUUGUAACGUGUUACUUAGACUUUCAGUCUCUCUUCUUUUUUGCUUCUCUCUUUUUUUUUUAAGUUUUGAAAAGAAUAUUGUUUUUUUUUUUAAUAUUUUGAAUUAUUAAACGAUUGAGUUU
This is a messenger RNA of Tarenaya hassleriana, 4053 nucleotides long. RefSeq names its product protein transport protein Sec24-like At4g32640. Gene Ontology annotation, cellular component: endoplasmic reticulum exit site; COPII vesicle coat. Gene Ontology annotation, biological process: intracellular protein transport; COPII-coated vesicle cargo loading; endoplasmic reticulum to Golgi vesicle-mediated transport. The record is from RefSeq and is a predicted model, not a curated record. The transcript has 25 exons. NCBI's taxonomy places the organism in Eukaryota, Viridiplantae, Streptophyta, Magnoliopsida, Brassicales, Cleomaceae. The coding region runs from base 295 to 3537 and encodes 1080 amino acids. Gene Ontology annotation, molecular function: SNARE binding; zinc ion binding.